AUGCCGGACGUUCUGCAAGCUCCCGAACAAAGCACGUCCACCCCAACCAAGCACCUCCCCUCCUCCCAUCCCCCGCUGUUCCCGCCAGAAGGACGGCGAUCUGAGGACGACGAUCUGUACGAGCUUCUCACGUCGAAGCUGCUUCUCCAGUCGUGGCGGUCGCAGGAGGAGCGAGCAGCGGGAGCUCGCCUGCUGCUCUCCUGCGCGAUGAGCUUCGUGUACCGUGGAGUGUUCAAGGAGGGUAUUCUCGAACGAGUGAUUGCCUGGGCGGCCCUCUCCACUCGCUCCUCCCCACCCCCUGCUCUUGCCACUGCCACAACCGCUGCUGCUGCCGCUUCUGCUGGCGCUGCUGGUGGCGCCGGGGGCACGCAGGAGGAGGAGGAGGAGGAAGAGGAGGAGGAGGACGCGGGGGAGGAGGGUCAGGGGGGGGAUCGGGGCGGAGCGGGAGGAACCGGGGCUGGCGGCGCUGCUGCUGCUGGUGCUGCUGCGGGUGGGGGUGGGGGUGUUGGCGUGGGUGGUGCUGGUGGUGGUGGUGUGGGUGCGAGGGCGAGAGCAUCGGCUGUUCUGGCGACGGACAUGCUGAGAACGUUCUCGACCGGACUCGUUGCUGUUGCUCUCGCCUCCAACGAGGCGGCAGUGGAGCAGGUGGUGCGCAAUGGCCUCGUGCCCCACCUCGCCUCUUCAUUCCUAGGGUUCCACAUCCUUACUCUUUUCCCAACCCAAACCCUAACCCCACCCCCCUCCAGCAACGAGGCGGCGGUGGAGCAGGUAGUGCGCACAGGCCUCGUGCCCCACCUCGCCCGCCUGCUGCGCAAGCGAGUGCUGGGACGCGCUGCUGCUCCCGCUGCAGGGGGAGCGCGAGGCGAAGGGGGAGCCGCAGGGGGAGCAGGCGCAGGGGUAGCAGGAGGAGCAGCAGGAGCAGGAACAGGAGUAGGAGGAGGAACUGGGGCGGGGGUUGUGGGAACGCCAGGGAGCAGAGGUAGCAAGCUGCGUAGUGUGAGUAGCAGGGGCGAGAGUAGCGCGGCUGCUACCACCGCUGCUGCUGCCGCAGCUGCAGCUCAAAUUGCUGGAUUAGCAGCGGAGGCGCGAGCAGCAGGUUUAGGGGUCGGGGAGGCGAGAGCAGCAGAAGAGAAGGGAAAGACAGAGGCUGUAGGUGAAGGGGUGGGGAGCGGAAACGCCACGGCACAGGGGGAUGUUUUGAUGACUGCCCCUGCAAAAGCUACGCCCAAUCCCCUUUCCCCGUUGGGAAAGCUGAGAGACUUAGGAGGGGGAGGAAUGGCAGUGGAAGGGGGGAGAGAGGAGCUGGGAAGCAGGAGUCGAGGGGGAGGGGGGGGUAGGAAAGCUGGGUUGAAAGGGAGCAAAGCAGAACAGGGCGCAGGGAAGGGCAAGCAUGCUUCCGCCACUGGAAUUGGCGGGUCCGAGGUUGAGGGGUCAGGGUUUGGGGGUUCAGGGGCUGGAGGCUCUGGGGGUUCAGGGGUUCCCGGGGGUUCUGAAGUUAAGGGUUCUGUUUUUGAAAGUUUACUUCCUCCUCCGAAAUCUGUUAACGUUGGAGCUGUGGAUAUCACUGAAGCGGUUGCAGUCGCUUGGGAGGCAGCGAGAAGGGAAGCGGAAGCGGCGAAUGCUCCAGCUGACGUGGUGGCUGCUGCAGUGGAGGCAGCAGCAGAGUCGGUGAGGCAGGCUGCUGCUGAUGCGUUGGAAGGGGGUGGAGGAGACGAGGCUGUUGCUGCUGCUGCCAGGAGCGCUGCUGAUGCUGUGAGACAGGCUGCACAGGCAGUGAGCGGGGCAGGGAGUGGGGCAGGGAGUGGGGCAGGGAGUGGGGCAGGGAGUGGGGCAGGGAGUGGGAGCAAGGGCACGGCUCCAGAUGCUCCAGGCGCCUCUAUCCCGGAAGCUGCAGCUGCUGCAGGUGCAGCAGCAGACAUGGCAUCAGGGGAAGAAUCCGGUAGAGCAGCCAGCCUGACUCGGCCGCAGCUUGCGCAGCUGAGGGAGUGGUACGCGGUGCAGACGCUGGCCGCACUGGGCGAGUACAUGGAGGUGCUGUGUCCCGUGCUGCAUGAGAAAGGGGUUGAUGUCUGCCUUGCUCUGCUCAGACGCGCCACACCUGGGCCUGCAGGGGUCGAAGGGUCUGUUGCGGCUGCUGCUCCUGGUGUGGCCGGUACAGGUGCCGGUGGUUCUGCUGCCGCUGCUCUUGGCGCAGGGGAUUCCACAGCAGGUGGAGCGGCAGUGGCAGGAGCAGCAGCAGCAGCAGCAGCGGUGUCCAGUGGGCCGAUGAGUGUGCUGCUGCUGGCGGACGUGUUGAAGCUGGUGUGUGCGCUCACAGCGCACCGCAAGUUCGCCACGCUCUUUGUGGACCGCGGGGGCGUGCAGCUGCUGCUCUCCCUCCCCCGCGUGCCCCACACGCUGCCCGGCCUCGCUGUUGCAUUCUUUGCCCUCGCCUCCAUUCAGGUAUGCCACAGCAAGGCCAGGGGUAACAUUCCCACAUCUUUGCCCCUCCUCCCUCCCCACCUCCCUGCCCACCUUCCUGGUCUCCCCGCUUCUCCACCUCCCUACCCUCCCCGCUCUCCUCGCCUCCCUCCUCUUCUCUCGUUCUUCCCGCUUCCCUCGCUGUCGCCUUCUUUGCCCUCGCCUCCAUUCAGUGGCGUCCCUCCCCCAGCCAUUCAUCCGCUCUCUCAUCUCAGCAUCUCUCCACCUGCUGCUGUUCCCCCCUCUCCCCCUUGUUCCUUCUCCCCCCCUCUCUCUCCCUUCCCCCACCAGAGUGUCAUGGAGCGAGUGGCAUCCCUCCCCCAGCUAGUCAUCCGAUCUCUUAUCUCAUCAGCCCUCCACCUUCUCCUCUGUCCACUCGACCAUGCCCGCCGCAACACGGCGCUCUUCUUUGCCGCCUCCCUCGCCUUCCCGCGCCUGCUCCACGAGUUCGACGCCCAGGGAGGGUUCCCCGCCCUCAUUGCUCUGCUCAGAAACGCUGCUCAGUUAAGGUCGGGGGGCGGUGGGGGAGGGGCGCUGGGCGCGAGCGUGGGGACAGGGGGAGCGGGAGUGGGAAGAGGGGGAGGAGUGGGAGGGGGAGUGGGAGCAGCGGUGGAGGGAGGGGUUGAAGCGGGGGAGGUUGGGUUGGGCAGAGGGGGUAGGGGGAGGGGAGGGGUAGGAAGGUUAGAAGAGGGUGGUGGUAUCGGGGGCGGCUUGGGUUUGCCGUUUCCUCUGGGUGGGGGAAUGCACUUUGCUGCUGGGACUGCUGCUCGUGGAGGCACAGAACCAGGUUCAGAUUCUGUAGGUGGAUCAGCAGGAGGAGCAGGGGGAGCAGGAGGAGGAGGAGCAGCUGCAACAGCACUACCAAGUGUCGGCGGUAGCAGCAUCAGCGCAGGCGGCAAUGGCACUGGCAGCGGCACGAUGACAUGGGAGGUGUUGACGCCGGCAGGGAGGCAGGUGGCUCACAACACGUGCAUUGCCCUGCGGCAGUACAUGCGCGUGCACCUCGUGCUGCAUCUCGAAUCGCUGCACCAUGCUUCUGGUGCUUCUUCUUCUUCUGGUGCCACUUCUGGUCCCUCUUCUGGUGCCCCCGCAUCGGCACUCUCCUCCCGCCACCGCACCCACCGCCCGGCUGCUGCUGCUCCUCCCCCUCCCCCUACCUCUGCUCCUCCUGCCGCCGCUGCCACCGCUGCCGCUGCUGCCACCGCUGCCGCUGCUGUUGCAACUGCUUCCUCUGCUCCUCCUGCUGCCUCAGAGCCGCCUCAGAAGCCGUCGCACCACACGCGGAGUCUCACCAGAGCGGUCGAUUCCAGUGCACAGGCGGUGGAGGGGUUGAUGGAGGCGCUGAUGGUGUCGGACCGGCGCCUGGCGCACGCCUUCGUGCGCUCGCGAUGGGGCGCUGCUGAGAGACUCGUGGAGGAGGGGGCAGUAGACGUGCUGCUGGAGCUCUGCCAGUUCCUUCCAGGAGAGCGCAGCACGGGAGAGCUAGCAGAGCAUGCACUAGGAGUGCUCACGAGAGCGCAGCACGGGGGAGCUAGCAGAGCACGCCCUGGGAGUCCUCCACGUGCUCACCCUUGCGCCCACUGUGCUCUCCCCCUUCUGAACCUGCAGAUCCCCCCAGGGGAGCGCAGCACGGGGGAGCUAGCAGAGCACGCUCUAGGCGUCCUUCACGUGCUCACCCUGGCGCCCUUCACGCACCGCCACGUGCUCUCAGCGCGAGUCGCCUCCCACCGCUGCGGUGAGCGCAGCACGGGGGAGCUAGCAGAGCACGCGCUAGGAGUCCUCCACGUGCUCACCCUCGCGCCCUUCACGCACCGCCACGUGCUCUCAGCGCGCGUGGCCUCGCACCGCUGCGGCAUGCCCGUGCUGCUCGACGCUGCCAGCGGGGCUCUGCUGCCCGAUCCCGAGGUCAUGCAGAUCGCACUGCUUGUGGUGCUCACCACAAGUGCAGGCAAGGCGACAACAGCAGCAGCCACGGAAGCAACAGCGCCCACACUCAAGAGGCUGGAGCGAGCUGCCAUUGCUGCUGCCACCCCCAUCAGCUAUCCACCGAGUGAGCUCCUUCAACUGAUACACGCACAUCUGGUGUCAGAAGGCCUACACCAGUCAGCAAGCCAGCUGCUAGCAGAAUCAAGCAUCACCCCCCUCGUCGCCACCCCCGUUCCCUCCUCCUCUCCCGCCGCCCUCCAAUCCUCCUCUCAUACUCCCUCCGAAACUUCCCCCAAUCGCCACCUCCCCCACGCUCUCACUGCCCCUCCCCCUCCCCUUCCGCCAUCUGUCUCUGCUGCACCGAUUGCAACGUCAGCAGCAGCGCCAGCUGGCGGUUCCGGAUUGGCUGCGGAGGCAGCAGGGGGUCUGAGCUGGCCUAAGGGGAAAGCAGGAUGUGGAGGUGGAGGCAGCAGCAGCAGUGGGGAGAGGGAGAGCACACCUGGAAGGGAGCAGAUCACACGGCGUUUGUCUGGGAGAAAGCGAGGGUACAAGGAAGCUUCUGCCUCUGCGUCUGCAGCAGCGCUGCUCGUCUCUCCUCCUGCCAAACGAGCCUCCACGCUUCUCCCGCCUCUCCUCUCCCCUAGUCCUUCCCUGCCUCUGCAAAGUGGAUCUGCUGUAUUAGAGGAGCCUGUUCCGUGUUCAGGUGGAACUUCAGGUGGAACCUCAGGUGGAACCUCAGGUGCCGCAGAGGACAGCUUGGGCCAGGCGCUAGCGGCCCCUGCACCAGCAGCAACCGCCCCGACCCCACCCGCAGCAACCGCCCCGACCCCACCCGCAGCAACCGCCCCGACCCCACCCGCAGCAACCGCCCCGACCCCACCCGCAGCAGCACCACCUCCCCCAGUUCUACCUCCCCCUGGCGAGCUCAGCACAACCCUGGACGGAAUCGUCACAUCGUAUCUGAAGCAGCAGCACAGGCAGUGCCCCGCGCCCAUCACCACCCUCCCGCCCCUCUCCCUCCUCCACCCCCACACCUGCCCCGAGCCUCUCCGCUCCCUCGACGCUCCCUACAGUAUCACCCGCCGUCUCGCCGCCCGGCAGCGCCGCCCGCCCGCAGGCGGGUGGCAGGGGCGGCGGCUGGAUCGGCAGCUAGUGUACAGCCGGUUCCGCCCCUGGCGAACCUGCCGGGAAGAUGCGGUUAUGAUCACCAGUGCUUGCUUCCUGCUGGGGGCGGGAGGGGCGGGUGGGGGCGGCGGUGUGUGGGGGUUCGGCGGGGGGGGCGCCGGGGGCGUUGGGGGAUUCGGCGGGGGCAGGCGAUGCUUAGCAGUGGGGACGACUGCAGGGGAGAUAAAGCUGUUUGACGCGGAGGGGGGCGUGGUUGUGGAUAGCUACUCCUGCCACCAGUCGUCGAUCGUUUCAGUGUUUUCGGCACCGAGACCGGGGUAUGAUGAUGAUGACAGGGGGUUUGUGGGACGGGGGCGGGGGAGACAGCAGCAGGAGGACUUACAAGACGGGGUAUCAGCAGCAGGAGGGGUAAGGGUAGGAGGAGGAGCAGCAGCAGGAGGAGCAGGAGCAGGAGGUGCAGGGGGGUCAAGCUCAUCAGCAGCAUCAGCAGCGUACGGAGCAGCAUCCUGCCUCCUCCUCUCCUCUACCCGAACAGAAGUGAAGCUCUGGGAUGCAGCAGACCUCUCGCUAGGUGCCAUCCACACCUUCCCCUCCUGCCGCCUCGGCCGCUUCAGCCACUCUGCUCGCACCAUCGGUGCAGUGCGGUGCGACGGGCAGUCGAGGGAGUCGAGAGAGGUGCUGCUGUACGACGUGGCGACGGGCAGACUGCAAGAGACGCUCAGAGAAGCGCCCAUUGCUGCUGCUGCUGCUGACUCAUACGUCAGUGCUGCUGGUGGGGCUGCUAACGCUGCUGGUGUGGUUGGUUGGGGGGGUGUGGGUGGUGGGGUUGCUGGUGGGGGUCUGGGAGGCGGGCGCGGUGGGAAUGGUGGCUUCGGUGGUCUAUUUGGUGGUUACGGCGGUUACAGUGGGUUCGGAGGGUUCGGAAUCGGCCUUGCUGGCGCUGCCGGUGCCACUGCUGCAGCUGCUACCGCUGCUGGUAUUGGCGGUGCUGGCAUGGCAAUGAUGGGUGGAGGAGGAGGAGGCGGAGGGGGAGCGGGGGUGAGUCGCACGUUGGGGUCCCAGGCGGUGCAUUUCUCCCCGUUGGACGAUCUGCUGCUGUGGAAGGGGUUCCUGUGGGACCCGCGGAUCAGCGAACCUGUUCACCGCUUUGACCAGUUCUCGGACUAUGGAGGGGGGGGCUUCCACCCUUCAGGCAACGAGGUGAUUAUCAACUCCGAGGUGUGGGACCUUCGAACGAGGAAGCUUCUGCGCAGCGUCCCGUCCCUCGACCAGACCUCGAUAACAUUCAACGCGACAGGCGAAGUCAUCUACGCCACCCUCCGCCGCACCACCGACGACCUCCUAGCAGCCCUGCACGGCCGGCGGCGCAAGCACCCUCUCUUCUCCGCGUUCAAAACCAUCGACGCGACCUCGUACACUGACAUCGCAACCGUUAAUGUCGAGCGCUGCGUGCUCGAUCUCGCCGUUGAACCGACCGAUGGGUAUGUGGCUGCAGUGGUGGUAGACGAGCAUGGGGAAUCUGAUUCUGUUGCGAGACUGUUCGAGGUUGGGCGGCAAAGGGUGGUGGAGGAGUUGGGGGAUUAUGAUGGGGAGGAUGAGGGGGAGAUGGAGGAUGAGGGAGAUGAAGGGGAGGAGGAGGAGGAUGAGGAUCAGGAGGAGUUGGAUAGUAUAGAGGAGGAGCUUUUUGGAGGGUUUUCCGAGGAUGUGGAUGAGGAGGAGGAUGAGGAUGGGUUUGGGCAGCCGAGGGUGAGGGCUGUAAGGGGUGGUGGGCGUGGGGGGUUGAUGAAUGGGGAGGUGGAGGAGGGUGAGUAUUUGGGGAGUGAUUCGGAGGAUGAUGAGGAGGCGGCGCAGGAGCUUAUGGAUUUGAUAAUGGAGGGACCGUCGGAUGAGGAUCCGGAUAGUUUUAGUGAUGAGGAUGAUGAUGAUGAUGAUGACGAUGAUACAGACGAGGGAGAUGAUGAGGAUUUAGAUUAUGAGGAUGAAGACUGGGAUUCGGAGGAUUCGGCCCCAGACGAAUAG
Closterium sp. Naga37s-1 is the source of this 7530-nucleotide messenger RNA. NCBI's taxonomy places the organism in Eukaryota, Viridiplantae, Streptophyta, Zygnematophyceae, Desmidiales, Closteriaceae. The record is from the annotation of a GenBank genome assembly.